AUGUUAUGUUCUCUCUACUCUACUUCCGCCGGAAACAUUACAAUCGCAAGAAUUUUAGUGUGUACUGUGUUUUUCAGGAUUUAGACAAACUAUCAACACUUCAAGCGUUUGAAAUGAGCGGGUACCCAACACUUCGACCUCAGCCGGUGUCCACAAAGGUUGUAAAUCUACCCAAUGGCCCGUAUGGUGUGCCAGAUGCCAUGUUGAAUGGGUUCCAAGUGAGCCGUGCCAGUGCUGGCCUGCAGUCUACCCACCCUCUGGAAAGUUCCGAGGAGCAGGUUUCCCGUCUGCCGGGUCUGCAAAGUUCCAACAUCAUGUUGGACACGCUGACAGGCAGGGAGGACUCCAUCGGAUUUGAAGAUUUUCUCAACAACCCAGCAGACAGUGAAGUGAUGGGCCAGCCUCAUAUCCUGAUGGAGAAACGACUAGGACUUUUGUAAUGUCCGACUCACACUUGCAGUAUCGCGUUCAUGUUUCUGCUACCCUCUCGGCCACUGCCGACUGGGGGUUUUGUUUUCACGUAGGAAUGCAUGAAAGACUGUUGUCUAGAUAUCUGGUGAAGACGAUUGUGUGUAUAUGUAUGUGUAAGUGUGUGUGAAUGUUUCAUUUACUUUAUUUCAUCGCAUUUUUUAUGGAUAGUUUUGGAUGAUCACUUCUCGUAUUUUUUUUUUGUAGCACGUUCCCAGUCCUGGUCUUGUACCAGAUUCACAUCUCAUUUAAGGCACAUGCCUUGAAACAGACUCUGUUCCUAAACUGAAGGGACUUGUUUUUCCAUUCUCAAAGUUUUCUUUAUAUUAUAAAGAUAUGGUGUUUGUUAGGCAAACUGAUGCGAGUGAAAGUGUCAUGUGUGAAGAUAGAUAUUUGAAAUUGAAAUGUUUGGCUUUUCAAAUAAAUGUUCAAUGACAAGUAAAA
Messenger RNA from Aplysia californica (California sea hare), 912 nucleotides. RefSeq names its product proteasome maturation protein. Lineage: Eukaryota; Metazoa; Mollusca; Gastropoda; Aplysiida; Aplysiidae. Gene Ontology annotation, cellular component: nucleus; cytoplasm. The record is from RefSeq and is a predicted model, not a curated record. Gene Ontology annotation, biological process: proteasome assembly.